ACUUGUAUGAUGGCGCGUUUGUUCAGCCAGCCAAACAUGUCCUUAGUCUCCAUUGCUGUGCCCUAAAUUCCAAGCCAAAAUCCGCCUGUUGUCUCUCUCGCCAGAACUUCGGGCCGUAGACCCUAAUUCUUGGUGCCGAUGGAGGAAACGCCUGAGCCUGCAACCGCUAACGAGCGGGUAGCCGGAGUGCAUCGACUCCAACAGCUUCUGGAUGUCUACGGCAAGGGUUCGUCGGAAGUGGCAGCGCUGGUUGACUGUUGCAAGGAUCUUUUAAAGGACAAUGACUUAAAAAGACUAUCUGAGAGCGGUCGUCAAGCUGUGGCCUCCGCUGCUGUGUUGUACUGCAAGCACCUCCAGCUCAACUUCUUCAAUGCGCUUGUUCCUGCAUAUGCUGAGUUCCUUGGGAAUGCCAAACGUGAUGUAAGAGAUGCCGCCCGGGGCCUGCUGCUCACUCUCAUGGAGCUUCAUGAGCGUGUUGCUGGUCUAGCGAUUGCACGGACAGUCACAUCAACCCUCUGUUUUUUGACAUAUACUAAGCAACCUCUUCAAUGGGCUAUUCUUCCCCCAAUUUUGAAGAUGUUGAAUGAUUCAAAUCCUGGUAUUACAGAAGCAGCUAUAUUGUGCAUUGAGGAAUUAUAUAGACAGAAAGUUCCUCAAUUCCUUGAUGAACUUCGCUGCUAUCUCCCUUCAUCUGUGGUGGAAGAAGUUAAUGCCAGGAUAGAGAAAAGUGGUGCGGAGAGUUCCUCAACAGAGACAUCUUCUCUUGGUGAGGAAGUGCUUCAACUUGCAAGCGCCAAGGGCACCGAAGAGUGGAUGGCUGGAGUGGAGAGACUCCAACAGCUGUUGGAAUCCUACAGUGGGAGCCUUGGCUCAUCAAAGGAGAUGGCGCUGGUUGACUGUUGCAAGGAUCUUCUAGAGGACAGUAACUUAAUAGUGCCUCAAGGCGCUUUCCAAGCUGUGGCAUCCGCUGCUGUGUUGUCCUACAAGCAUCUCAAGCUCAACUUCAAUGCGCUUGUUCCUGCGUAUGUUGAGUGUCUGGGGAAUGCCAAAUGGGCUGUAAGACAUGCUGCCCAGAGGCUACUGCUCACUCUCAUGGAGCUUCCUGAGCAUGAUGAUGGUCUUGAGAUUGCACGGAAAGUCACAUCAAUCAUCUGUUUUUUGGCAUAUGCUGACCUUCCUCUUCACGGAACUAUACUUCCUCCAAUUUUGAAGAUGUUGAAUGAUUCUAAUCCUGGUGUUACAGAAGCAGCUAUGUUGUGCAUUGAGGAAAUAUAUACACAGGCUGGGCCUCAAUUCCUUGAUGAACUUCAUCGCUACUAUCUUCCUUCAUCUGUGGUGGAAGAAAUUAAAGCCAGGCUAGAGAAUAUUGCGGAGCGUUCCUCAACAAAGAUAUCUCCUACUGGAGCUUUGCCAAUGGAAAUACAUGGAAAAUUUAUUGUCAAUCUGCCUAUUGAGAAGUCACCAAGCAUUAGACUAGAUGCCCUCCUUUUCUACUCUGAAGUAUUUGGAGCAAUUCCGCGUAAGAUUAUAUCCAAUGGAUCUGUUGAGAUUGAGAUCUGUGGCAUCACGGUUUUCAUCAACAGAUCUAAUGUUGCUAACUCUGGCCAUAUCCGUAUCAACUGUUCCAACCUUGAUGAACUUUUAGCUCGUGCUCAGAAUGCUGGUGCCACAGUGCAAAGAAAAGAAGUUAAACUAUGUGAUUGUUGCGACAGUGUUUUGGGGAAAGUGAAAGAUCCCUUCAAUUGCAAUUGGAUUUUCACCACAUCUAUUCCACACAUGCAGCCUGUCCAGCGCUUUCAUCCCAUGCAGCUUGUUGCAAACGUUCAGCAGCGUAUGCAAUUUCGGUCAUCUGAGCUGGUUCUUCUAGGGCUGAUGUUGAUGUUCAACAAGUAUACAUAUCGGGCAUUUAUGCCAAAGGCAGAUUGAGCAGUUGCGGAUUUUGCCAUUUCCUACAAAAUACGUGUGGAGAUGGAAAAGGUAAAACGGUUCUUCAAAAAGUUAUUCAUGCUAUGAUGAGGACACAUGGUAUCAACUGUAUAGCGUUAUGGAAGCAUAGAAAAGUUUUGUCGUUGAUCACUGGAACAGCUUUUAAUGCAUUUUUUCUCAAUGCUUUGUAUGUGCUAAUCGUACUUUAUCUGUAUAUUCUGUCCUAUCCUAAAGAAUUAGCUUUGACAUUUAACAGGAACUAUUGAAUACUCUGUUUUAUGUUAUUUCUUGUUGUGAAGAUUGAGUAGUCAAAAUUAUAGUGUAUAUACAAGGUUUGUAACAGAUGAUCUUGACCUUUAAAUUAGGCUAUAUAUGUAUCCACUCUUUAAGUAAAAGAUAAAUGACAUUUAAUCCCCUACAA
Messenger RNA from Ziziphus jujuba (common jujube), 2347 nucleotides. RefSeq lists its product as uncharacterized. The coding region runs from base 139 to 1926 and encodes 595 amino acids. NCBI's taxonomy places the organism in Eukaryota, Viridiplantae, Streptophyta, Magnoliopsida, Rosales, Rhamnaceae. Gene Ontology annotation, molecular function: microtubule binding. The transcript has 12 exons. The record is from RefSeq and is a predicted model, not a curated record. Gene Ontology annotation, biological process: microtubule cytoskeleton organization. Gene Ontology annotation, cellular component: cytoplasmic microtubule.